AUGGCACCGAAGAAGGCGCGAGUCAAGAAGGCGCAAACCAAGAAGAAGGCAGCCAAAAGAAUACAACCCAAAGAGAUACUGUCACCCGACACCCCACCUGCGGAUGGUAGUUCUCCAUUUACCAGACUCCCUCUGGAGGUACACAUGGUCAUCGGUGACACAUUGAAAGCGGACAUGCAGCUUGGUGCGCUGGCCAAAUUAGCCAGGACAUCGCGGCGUCUCUGCUCUUUCUACGAGCAGCAAAUCUACAAAGGUAGAGGCAACCGCAACAACAUCGUUGCUCUGAUGUGGGGAACGAGACAUAACUCUGUCACUGUCAUGCAGAGCGCCCAACAGUGGGGCGCAAACCUCGAUGUUCGGGCUUACCACCUGAACAGAAUGGGAAGCAGGAGAACCCAUGGAAUGCAUGGUAGCGGAACGGCACUCCAAUUAGCCAUUAGGGAUCAAAACAACGCAUCCAUGUGCUGGUUGCUCGACGAGCACGCUCGUGUGGAUAUACCUGGGAAGCCGGCUCAAGGCAUGUGCCAGUGCACCACCCAGUCCAGAUCUCACGCCUCCAGUCUCCACCUUGCUUUCUGCAAUGGAAACCUGCUUGCCGCCACGACCCUUCUCCGACGCGAACCGGUAGCUUCGGUGCGGUAUUCACUAGAGGUUGAUACACGAUCCAUUCUGAAUACGGCAGUCAAGGCGGCUUUCAGUGGGUAUUCGGUCAGCUUUUUGGCUGUGGCACUCGAAAACCCUGCAAUUCGCAAGUCAAUCAAUUCAUUCCAGGGAGUGGACCAUCGUACACCCAUCAAAGUGGCUCUGUCACCUCACCACGAGGGUCGUCAUCACUUAGAGCUGAUCCUUGAUGCCCUGGUUAAGGCAGGUGCAAGUUUGGGGCCGUACCCUCACGGCUCAGAUGUGGAGGGACACCAUCCACCCCUAUGGUCAUCACUCUACAGAGAUGACAGAGAGGCAGCCACAUAUCUGCUGCGGCUCGGCUGCGACCCCAACGGUGACCGACCUCAUCCGAUUACUCCAGAGUGGCGGAGCCCGUUGCACUGGUACAUCGGCCAUGAAUCAUAUGAAAGAUGGUACACGCCUGGUUGGCAGCAGGAGCAUGUGGCCCAUGAGUGGAUGCGUCAACGCAGACCGUAUAUCAGAGAUUUCAUUGUUGUUCUUCUCGAGCACGGGGCGUCGCUGGACAUCACGGAUUUGGCUGGAAACUCUCCACUCGAUUAUGCCGUCAGCUACAUGGACAGAUUUGUUGAACCAAGGCGCCGAGUUGCAGGCUUCAAGCUUGUCAAGCUCUUGCUUGCCAAAGUUGAAGCCGAGGGCAUCUCCAAAGAGUCCAGGAAAAGGGCUGACGACAGGCUAUGGAGAGCAGCCGGGGUCUUUGAGGAGAAUCUCAGAGAUAUCCAAAAAGCCCUGAAAGAGUUGGAGGACAAGUUGAACCUACCUGUAGGUUCGGGUGUUGAGCCCCUACCGGAUAGAGUCAGUUUCAGAAAAGAGCUCAAGAGACUAUCAUUCGCUCUCAACAGGUCGGUGUAUCUGGAACUGCUGACUCGCAUUCGAGAUGGAGUGUCGAGCCUUGAGGCAUUAACCUCCCAGAACUCAGACCUGGAGCCCGAGAGGGUCAAACGAUCAAACGGAAGGUUAUAUCGUCUCAUGAAUUCUCUAUCGAGCGCUAUCUACCAGGCUCUGUGUGCAGCCAUGAAUGCCUGCCAGUGCCCUACUUCACACCGUCUCGGACUGAAGUUAUCAACACCUUCCUACACCAGCCUCAUACCGGAAGAUGAGGAUGAAGACGUGGUCAGGAACUUGUCGAUGAAGCUUGCGAUAUCCGAUCAGGACACUGCACACGGAAAGCUCGAUCGAUCAUGGUCUUCUUUUAUGGUCAAACCUUCCAGUCGACCUCGGCAAUGUCAAGUUUCCACUCACCAGAAGCCCACUGCGUUUGUGAAGUCCGAAUGUCCAACAAAGCGGGCCCGGAAAACCGUUGGGUUCUCCUUAUCAGGAAUGUCAGCAAUGAAGAUACAUAGCCUGCGGUCUCGCUACUCGUCUCGAGAGGUGGAGGUGAAAGCAUCAUCAAGGUCCUCCACUCACACUGUGACCCUUGAGGUUGUCAGCACGAAACUGGAAGCAUCAAACCAAGACAUAAUAGUGGACCUUUGUGAAACCUUAAGACAGCUGCCGAGCCUAGAAGCAAGCAGUUGUUGCGGCCAUAUCAUCGGACCAGCGGCAAUCAACGCUUCCGCAACGGAACGAUACGGUCUCUACGCAUUAGGUCAUCUGCGUCCCUCAGGCAGCUUUGGCCAAUGCUCCUUCAUAUCUCUCCAUGAAGUAUUGACCGAGCAACUUACUGCUCCUUGCCUUUUCUAUGACGAAGACAGACUACGACUUGCCUACACACUGGCAUCCAGCGUCCUCCAACUGGCAGGAACCCCUUGGCUCACAACCUAUGUGACAACGAAAGACGUCUUUCUAAUCCGAUGCAAUGGCACGACACAUUUCCAGGAGGCCUUUGUCAUCAGACAACUUCCCGAAAUAUCGGAUUCGAUGCAACUCGAUACCCAAUCACCACAAUGCCUCGCUGGCGGCGUGCAACCGAACCAGGGAAUGCUCUUUCUGGGCAUCAUUCUCAUUGAGAUCAUGCUCGGAACACCUUUUGACUUCUUCCGCGAGUCCCAUAUCAAACAGCAUGGUCCUUCGACGCUGGGAUCGUUUUUCUCCGAUUACGAGACAGCAAUCACGCUGCUCGGCAGACUUGAGACGAAAGGCGGCCCAAACUACAAGCGGGCUGUUGAACGGUGCAUCAAGUGCAAGUUUCCUCAACCAAAGGCAAACCUUGACGGUGAUGAGUUCAGGAGACUCGUGUAUGGUCAUGUGGUAGCGCCGUUGGAAGAGGACUUGAAGCAAUAUUCUCUGCCUGACCUGCUGUGAUGGCACAUGACGGCCGGGGAUUCAUGAAGUAGGCUACUCGUGAAUCCGACUGAAGUUAAAAGCGUGCAACAAGUGAUGGUGCCGGAGGAUCCAGAAAGCGGUGACGUGUCUUGGGGCAAACAAAGAGGUCUGGCCACGGAACUCAGGAUUUGUUCCGGAUACAAAUCUUCCGCGAAUAGAGGUAUAUCUACAGCCCUUACCAGCAUGCCGGAGAAACAGGAAAUCUCAAAGUCCACGGCUUACCAAAACCUCCAGUUUAAACUAACAAUGUGCGCUAUCUGGCUCGAAGGAGAAGUCACCUACCCGUGCGGACACGUCGUCAAGCACUCGUACCGCACCUUGGUCCAGCUCAAGGGAUGCAAGCUAAGUCCCUGCACAACGGUAUCAACCUACACGCCUGGAAGGACGGUUUCUUUCCCUUGCUCGACGUGUCAAUCCAAUGGCUCGUACUAUUGGGAGAAAGGGUGGAACGCAUGGGUU
Molecule: messenger RNA, 3405 nt
Organism: Neurospora tetrasperma FGSC 2508
Lineage: Eukaryota; Fungi; Ascomycota; Sordariomycetes; Sordariales; Sordariaceae
Exons: 3
Coding region: 1-2925 (974 amino acids)
Source: RefSeq, a predicted model, not a curated record